AUGAAGAAAUUUGCCUCUGUUAUAAGUCUAUUGGCCCUUGCUGGCUACACGGCGGCUCAAACAGCUUGCCUCAGUCUGACAUCUGAGUUCCCACCAUGUGCCUUUACCUGUGUCAGCAGUGCUGCAAGUGCGGUCGGCUGCACCAAUACGAAGGAUCUGGCAUGCCAGUGUAACCCGCAAUCCUCCUCUGCCAUUCAAGGCAAGGCUCUAAACUGCGUAAUUGCUUGCGGGCCAGACGCUGCAGGCUCAGCUCUCAAGGCUGCUACCGAUAUCUGCAAUUGCGUCGCUACUGCAACCCAGCCUGGCACACCGUCGACUUCUAGCACUUUGCCAGGAAGCAAUAGUGCCACUACUACAUCUGCAAAGCCGACAAGCUCUGGAACUUCCUCCUCCGGUCCAGGCUCAGGAACCACCUCUUGUGUUCAUGUUCCUGGAACUACGGCCGACUGCGGCCCUGUGGCGUCCAAGAUUCCAGCUUGUGCCCAACCUUGCUUCAAGAGUGCGGCGCCAAAGGUUCACUGCGACGUCACUGACUAUGCCUGUCAGUGCAAGCCUGAUGCUCAGUCAAGCCUCUCACAGAUGUUGCCCGCUUGUAUCGCAACUGCAUGCCCGCUUGACUCGAGCACAAUUGCGUCGAUUAAAACAGCCGCGAGCAGUUUGUGUGCCUGCGCGACUGUUUCUCCAUCUGGCGGAAGCUGCGUGACAACCGCGACCUCUACGUCAGGGUCAAAUUCCACCAUGACUUCAGCUUCAACUUCAAAGCCAACAGGGUCCGGCGGCGGCGGUGCAACUAUCACCGAGACGGUUCAACCAACGAAAACUGCCACCUGUGAUGGUAGCUGCGGUGGUCAGCCAACUGGAGAAACAAGCGGUACGAGUGGUGAGCAACCAACAGGCACAGGAGGCGGUCCUCCUGUUGUUACUGCAGGUGGUGCUACGAAUCAUUACGAUACCGGCCUCAUGGCUGGUGUGGCCGGGGCGUUCUGGCUCGUGGCUGUUGCUUUGUAA
Molecule: messenger RNA, 1008 nt
Organism: Pochonia chlamydosporia 170
Lineage: Eukaryota; Fungi; Ascomycota; Sordariomycetes; Hypocreales; Clavicipitaceae
Product: CFEM domain-containing protein
Exons: 5
Coding region: 1-1008 (335 amino acids)
Source: RefSeq, a predicted model, not a curated record